ACCACCGAGAAUCAAGUCCCAGAACCCCCCGCGAUGCAGUUCAAGCUCUCCGUUGCAGCACUCGCCGCCAUCGUCGCGGCCGUCGCUGCAAUCCCGUCUGUCAUAGUGCUGACAUCCUACACACAACCCGAGGUUGCCACCGAUCUCGUCACCGAGGCAGAGAUGAUCCAGUGGCUCAAGUCGACCGAUGCUGAGCUCACCUUCAUCGGCGAGCCGAUCCCAGGUGUCAAUGCGCCCGAAGGGCUUGUCUCGCGCGCCGCGCAGAACACGAUGGUCACGUACUGCAGCCGCCGCAUCGACAACGUCUGCGGCGGCGCGUGCACCGUGUAUAACGGCGGGGCGACGUGCCUCAGCGCGCCGAACACGCAAUGCCUUGCCGCUACGAAUAACGUUGGUUUCUGCGACCGCAGCGGAUGCGGAGGUAGCUGCAACCAGCUCUCGAGCUGCGGGACGCGCCUGGACAACAAUUAUUGCUACACGCCGGGCACUGCGUCGAUCCUCGUCGGCAAUUAUUAAGCCCAGUUUGGGAGUGUAGGCAAGGGAAUACUGAAUGUGCCGAGGACGGCGAUGGGCCAUGGUGAUGUAUAAGGGUGUCUGAUUGUCGAUGCAUGAGAGCCUAGCUUUGUACUGAGAACUUGACGCAACGCGAAAGGCUUUGA
This is a messenger RNA of Fomitopsis serialis, 659 nucleotides long. RefSeq lists its product as uncharacterized. NCBI's taxonomy places the organism in Eukaryota, Fungi, Basidiomycota, Agaricomycetes, Polyporales, Fomitopsidaceae. The record is from RefSeq and is a predicted model, not a curated record. The transcript is spliced from 3 exons. The coding region runs from base 34 to 516 and encodes 160 amino acids.